Messenger RNA from Closterium sp. NIES-65, 4350 nucleotides. Lineage: Eukaryota; Viridiplantae; Streptophyta; Zygnematophyceae; Desmidiales; Closteriaceae. The record is from the annotation of a GenBank genome assembly.
AUGUCGAAGCGGAAGCAACAACGCAAGGCCAAGGCGGCAGGUCAAACCGCACCUGCGCGGACACCUGGUGAGUCGUCCGCAGCAGCUGAGAGUGCCACGUCAACGUGUAACGACCAAUCAAACAGUGCCACGCAGGCAACUGAGUUUCAAACUAGCGCCAGUGAUGCCGAUUCGUCGCAAGCAGCUUCGGCUGGUUGUAUUCCUGGAUCGGAAGUUUUGGCGAAUGAUGCGAUGGUGGGUGAGGAAGAGGACGAGUCGUUGGCUCGCGUUGCCACGUGUCAUCACCACAAGGGGUUAGAUCUGAAGAAGUUCACUCGCGAGCUGAAGAAGCGCCACGUGGAUGCGUGCGAUCCGUGCAGCCAGCACAGCCACCGAUUGGCUAGUAGCAAGAAGGAGCACGCGACGCCUAUAACGGGUACGGCGGAUGAGUCGCUCUGGGUGUGCCUGGUGUGCGCGCGGGGGUUUUGCGGAGAUGCGAAAAUGGCGGAAGGGGAUGCGGAAACAGGGAAAGGUUAUGGCGGAAGGGAUGGGGAGGGCGCUGGCGCGCGGGAGAGCGGCUACGGGCACGCGCAGCAGCACUGGAGUCAGCUGAAGAGCCACGCGCUGAUGGCGCACGCGCAGUCCUUGCGCGUCUGGUGCUUCCGCUGCCACCGCUGCGUGCUGCUGCGCGCCGAUGGCGACGAGCGCGCGCAGGCGGAUGGCGUCGAGUGCGCGCAAACGGAAGAAACUCCGGUCGUGGAGGAGCCGGAGGGACAGGGGGAGGCGGGAGGGGGAGAGGCGCGGAGUGACACGUCAGCGAAUGCUGGGACCACCCAUGCGAGUGAAGGGGGGAGUGCUGCUGGGGAUAGUGUUGCUGAGGGGGGCGCGCCAUGGGCGCAAAGCCUCCCCUUGGACCAUCCGCUCCGCGAGUUCCUCCUGCUGCUGGCGGAGAGGCGCGCGGAAGUGGCGCGCGCUAAGGCGGCGGAGCAGAGCAAAGGGGGGCCGAAGGAGGGAGCGACGGAGACAGGGGAGGGGCGAGGGAAGGCGAAGGAGGGGCGGGGUGCGGUGGUUGCUGCGAAAGGGAGAGAGAAGAAGAGCGGAGCGGGGAAAGGUGGGGGGGCAGCAAACGAGGGAGAGAAGGAGGAGGCGGAGGAGGGGGAGGGUGGAGAUGGGGAAGGGGAGGGGGAGGUUGAGAGGCAAGCGGGCGCGGGGGUCGAGGGGCCGGUGCGCGGGCUGAGCAAUCUGGGCAACACGUGCUUCUUCAACUCCGUCCUUCAGAACCUCGUCGCCAUCCCCGCGCUCCGAGACCACUUCCUCGCCAAUCCGGAGUUGCCACGUGUCGAGGCACCUGCUCUGGCGGACACGGGGACAGAGAGGCGGGGCGAUGGCGGAGGGGGCAAUGAAGGUGCGGACGCGGAUGGGGGGGAUAAGGAGGGGUUAGAGGGGAAGGUUGGCGGGGGACGGAAGGGGGGAGGAGUGAAGGUGGGGGGGACGAAGAGGAGAUUCAAGGGGCCCAUUGGAAUGGCCCUGAGGCGUGUCUUUGAAGACUUGAACCCGGGCCUCGUGCCUGCUGCUGAUGAUGCCGCUGGUGCCGUUGAUGCAGCUGCCCCAGGCAGCCAAUCAGAAGAAAGCAUCUGCAGUCCGCGCGGCCACGUGCCAAAGGGCAAGGCGCUCCACUCGCGCAGAUCAACAGCCCGCGCGGGGGGAGGAGGAAAGCGGGGCGCGGGGGGGAAGCAUGGCAAGGGGGGCGGGGGAAAGCGGGCGCAGCAGCACGAGGCGGAGGGCAGGGGGGGGAAAGCGCCGCCUUACAAUCCGCGGGAGCUGUUUGGUGCGGUGUGCAGGCAGGCGCCACGGUUCAGAGGGUACGAGCAGCAGGACAGUCACGAGCUGCUGCGCUGCCUGCUGCAGCUGCUGCAGGAGGAGGAGGACGGCACUGCUGCUGCCGCCGCUGCUGCUGCCCGCAAGAAGAAACGUCUAGCUGCAUCCGCUGCUCCCCCGCCCCCUCCCCCGCUUCCUCCCCCGCCCCCGACUCGCGCUAAUGCCUCCCCUCGCGCACCUCCCCCUCCUCCCACCCCGCCUCCGCCCCCGCCCCCUCCUCCCCCCUCCGCCCCGCCGCCUCCCCCUCCUCCCUCAUCCGCCCCGCCGCCUCCCCCUCCGCCCCCAUCCCUCCCUGCAGCGAACGCUGCAGGAGGGGCAGGGGGGAAAAAGGACGGGGGGAAGGCGGAGAGACUGGGCGGUUUGGGAGCAAUGGGGGACUUGAGUGCGGGGCUGGGGCAGGCGAUAGCGCGGCUGAGGCGCGUGGAGGGGGGCGCUGCCGCGGAGGAGGUGCAGCGACUGAGGGAGGAGCGGGGGGAGGAGGGCGGAGACGGCAUGGGGCUGGGAUGGCUGGAGGGGGACGGGAGCGCGGAGGAGGCGGGCGGUGGGGGAGCGGGGUGGGAGGAAGAAGAGCGGGGCGAGGAGGAAAGCGAGGAGGAGGACGAGGAUGGGGCGGAGGCAGGGCAGGAUGGGGAGGGGGGACGCGGAGGGGGAGGGGGAGAGAAUGUGAAGAGGUUGAGUGUGGUGGAGAGGCUGUUUGGCGGGGUGUUGAGCAGCACGGUGGUGUGCUGCGAGUGCGGGCACUCGUCCACUGUGAGCGAGCCCUUCCUCGACCUCUCCCUCCCCAUCCCCGUUGCCGCCCCCCCGCCCUCCCCCCGCGCGCACGUGGCAGUGCAGAGCAGCAGGAAGGGGCACGUGGGGUUGAAGGGCGCGGGGCUGGGCGAGUGGACGGCCGUAGAGAAGAGAGAUGGGAAAAAGGGACGGGGUGGUGUGACAGGUGGUGGUGUGGAAGAGGAACAACAGGGAGCAGCAGUGGAAGGGGGAGAAGUGCAUGCAGGCGAGGCGCGUGCAGAGGGAGAGGCGCCCGCAGGGGAUGGUGGCGAGACCAGCAGCAGUGGCGCUGGUGUGAACGGAAAGGCUGCUGAGGGGAGGGGUGCUGAAGGGAGUGCAGUUGAUGGUCGGGCUGCUGAGGAGACAGGGGGUGAGGGGAGAGGUGCUAGUUGUGAGGGCAGGGAGGAGCAGAGGGUGAGAGAAGAGGGGGGGAACAGGGAUGGGAGUGCGAGGCAGGCUGACAACAGCACAGUCACCGGCGCCUGCAGUGGGGUUGAACCCUCCAGCAGAGAGGCCGGCAGUGGCAGCAGCUGUAGCAGCAGCGUCAGUGCCAUGGGCAGCAGCAGUAUGGGUGGCAGUGUGGCAAGCAGCAGCAGUGCAGCGGGCGCACAGAAGGGUGGCGUUGUGAGCGUGAGCACGGAGAAAGGGAAGGGGCGGAGGGUGGGCUUUCUGUCAGAUCAGCCGCAGCCGCAGCCGCAGCAAAAGCUGCCGCAGCAGCAACAACAGAAGCAGCAGCAGGCAGCGGCGCGCAUGUCAGUGGAGGGGUGUCUGUGUGAGUUCAGCGCCGAGGAGGUGCUGCGCGGGGACGAUGCUUGGGGCUGUGAUGGGUGCACCACCAUCAGACGGAGAGAAGCGAGGCGCAGACGGAGGGAGGAGAGGCGAGGAAGGAGAGGGAAGGGCGGAGAAGGUAGUGGUGUGGUGGAUGCUGAAGGGGCGGCGGGAGAAGGGGCAGAGGGUGUGGGGAAGGUGAGUGGCGAGGAUGUGGUGUUGGCAUCAAAUGCAAGCGCUGUAGAUAGCUCUGCGAAUGAUGGGAUUGAAAGGAACAACGCGAUUGCAGCUAACGGUGCGACUGCAGAAAACGGAGACAAACAAGGGGAGGAUGAGGAGGAGGAGGGUGAGGAGGAGGGGGGGGCGGAGGAGGAGAGGGUGCGGGUGCGCAGCGAGGCUCGGAAGAGGUACCGGGUGAGCAGGGAGCCGGCCGUGCUGGUGGUGCAUCUCAAGCGCUUCCGCCACGACAACCGUGGCAGGCUUUCCAAGAUCAGUGGCCACGUGGCGUUCGGGGAGUGGCUGGACCUCAGCCCCUUCGUCGACCCCCUGCCCCCUCAGUCCCACCGGUACCGGCUAUGUGGGGUGGUGGAGCACAGUGGCACGAUGCGGGGCGGGCAUUAUGUGGCUUUUGUGCGGCGCGGCUGGCAGCAGCAGCAGCAAGGGGCUGGAGCGGAUGUGCAAAGCAGUGGGGAUUCAGAGGUGGGUGCAUGCAGCGGAGCUGAGCUGGUGCACACAGGUGGGGCAGAGGGUGACGGGGUCACAGGGCAGAUCAAUGGAGUUGUUGCACAGGGCAAUGGAGUGCUGGGAAAGGUGUGUUUGGAGCAGGCAGGGGAGAGUGGGGGAUGGGAGGGUGGGCAGUGGUGGUACAUCAGUGACACGCACGCCCAGGCAACGACCCUGGAGCGGGUGCUGCGCUGCGAAGCCUAUCUGCUAUUCUACCACCGCAUUGGAAGCUAG